Seminavis robusta is the source of this 369-nucleotide messenger RNA. The record is from the annotation of a GenBank genome assembly. Lineage: Eukaryota; Bacillariophyta; Bacillariophyceae; Naviculales; Naviculaceae.
AUGAUUCGAAGGCAGCUUUGGAUAGUAUUCUUGUCCCUGGUGGUUCUGUUGGCGUCCCAAAAUGACUCGCUGGCAUUUGCACAGCAGGAACAAUCCACAAUUGCUAGUGGUAGCGCCCCUGGGGAAGGAGACAUUGCCAUUAUGCAAAAGGAGAUCAAGUGGGGGAUGCAAGAGAUGCAGCGCUACAAAAUGCUGACAGGGGAGUGGCCUGUGCGAGCAGUAGAAGAUCCAAUAGUCGAAGUCCCUAGCAGCAGGAGAGAACUCGAAGUGGCGGCUCGCAAAAAGCCCAAACCAACCGGCACUAGAGGUGCUUCGAUGGAGGAAACUCCCCAUUCCACGUACUGGAAACUACUGGUUUCCGUGUUUUGA